Molecule: messenger RNA, 1929 nt
Organism: Pestalotiopsis fici W106-1
Lineage: Eukaryota; Fungi; Ascomycota; Sordariomycetes; Amphisphaeriales; Sporocadaceae
Exons: 2
Coding region: 1-1929 (642 amino acids)
Source: RefSeq, a predicted model, not a curated record
AUGUCGGGCGUCAAGAAUCUUCGAGCCAUGUUCGAGCAAAAGAAUGAACCAGGCGACAGCCCGCCAGAUAGAGGUAGAUCUCCUGGUCCCGGCAAUUCAUCCCUCGGUUCACCUACACCACCCUCACGCCCGCUGUCGAAAGUACGCACAAACUUUGUUGCCUUUGAAAAGGACGGUCGGGUAGGGUUGCGACGAGAACCCAGUGGAGACUCCAUAUCCGCCUCAAGUAGGAGGUUGAGCAACGAGACGGACAACUCCACGACAGCACCCGCACAAGACAAGAACGAUCCUUUUACGGAAAACAUGGCCAAGAACGUGUCCGCUUUUAAAACAAACCUGGCCACUGAGCCAAUUCCAGAAUCGCCUGUAGCCGAUUCAUCUGCCAAACUGUCGCCCAAGAAGGGCACUGAGACGCCCGAGAUCACUCAUGGACCAAACCCCGACAAGAUCGUGGACGAGGAGGAGACGCAUACCAAACUCACAGCAGCUGAUCCUACAGUCCAUGAAACUGCUGAGAGCACACCAAGCGAGUCCAAUGGAACAUCAGAACCAAAUGAGAAGGUGGAAGAUGCGGCACAAGAGGAGGUGAAGGAGCAAAUACAAGAGACAAGUCCUGCGAGCAAGCCACCGGUAGAAGCAACUUCUCCUACACCAGCAUCUACCAAGACGACCUCCCGGUUAUUGGGAUCCCCCUCCGCGGUCCGGACACCAAGAAGCCCUGCCAAAGGGUCAACCCAAGAGACAGGCAAGGUCCCAGAAAAGAAGCCAAUUUCCACCGCUCCCAAAGAGAGCACUUCGAGAAACGCAGCGUUGAAGCCGCAGCCUUCGGGCAAAAAGACUAGUGCGCGAGACCUGUCGCCGGCAGCUGAAGCCGUCAAGCCCAAGGUGAAAUCGCCGACUCGGCCAACCAAGGUGCCAUCGAGUAUCCUCGCGCCCACGACUGCUUCCAGCUCCAAGCUUGGCAGCAGUGUCCCUCCUCCAAGGCGAUCUCUUUCUAGAGAGCCCAACAACACAAGGGCUCCAGCAGUCUCCAACAGACCAGCCAGUAGAGCCAGCGGCGUCUCGCCUGCAGGGACUGCACCCCCUGCAAAGACCCUCAGACGUCAAGCUUCAACUAUUAACCGAGCACGGCCAAGUUUGGGACUACCACCAAAGACCCAGGCAAAGGAUCAUCCUCCAACCCGCAAAGAGGCUCCUGUGGACGAGGGCUUCCUAGCCCGUAUGAUGCGACCAACGCAGAGUAGUGCUAGCAAAGCUGCUGACAAAGUGCCCAUCACUCCACCUCGGAAACAGGUCACUACCAGUACGGCAAAGAAACCGAUGAAUAAGGACGGAGAGGCCAACGCCAAGAAGGCAGCUACAAAGCUCGCGGAUAUAGUCAAAAAGGACACCAGUGUCAAGAACACAACCACAGCCAAGUCAGAGGUCAAGAAGACCGUUGCAAAAACCGCGGCCAAGAAUACCGAGCCUUCGGCAAAUGAAGUAGCGCCCGUAGCUGCUCAAACGGAAAGUGCAGAGGUUGCUAUUGAGGCGGCCAAGACUUCGACAGAUACAAUUGUCGUUCCCCAGAUACAGAGCCAGGUAUCAGAUAAGGCGAAGACUGAAGCCGCACCGCUCUCAGAAGCAUCCGAGCCGACACCGGAGCCGGAAUCGCAGGCGGAGGUCAAGAUUGAGGUUGAGACAAAGGAGGCUGUUCCGGAGUCUACGGAGUCCAAGCUUGCGACUCCCGCAGAGAUUGAGGUGCCUGCAACCGUUCCGGUUGAAGCAACCAAUGGGACAAAUGGUCAUGCUCUCCCGCCAAAGGCGGAGGACAAUCUCCUCAAUGAGGGAGUAGAGGCCAUUGAGCAAGAAAAGGCUACACCCACUAUCGCUGCAGACCCCAAGAAGGUCGAAGAUAUUGAGGACGUGGUCCAAGAAUCCUCUGCAUGA